Messenger RNA from Closterium sp. Naga37s-1, 1209 nucleotides. NCBI's taxonomy places the organism in Eukaryota, Viridiplantae, Streptophyta, Zygnematophyceae, Desmidiales, Closteriaceae. The record is from the annotation of a GenBank genome assembly.
AUGGCACUUUCCAAAGGCCUCGGCAACAAGCCAACGAAGACCCACGCGCGAGGGCGUGCUGCAGACGUUGAAGAGCGAGAGGAAGGACGUUUGGAGAGCAACGCCGAAGCUGACGAUGCUGCUCCUGCGGUGGCUGAGGCCUCGCCCAGCCGCGUCCCGGCUACCACCACCCUCGGUGAUGGUGGAGCCAUCAGGGAGGCGCUUGACGAUCUAGACUGUGAAGAGGAUGGAGAGGCAGAGGAUGCCGUUUCACCGAGCGCAACCGCGCCAUUUGCCGAGUCCUCGAAACGAGCGUGCAUCGCCGACGUCACUGCCCGGACUGAUGCUGCUCCAAGCACCUCCAAGCAAGCGGGGACUCCGCUGCCAGGCAGCCUGGAAUGCACGCGGAACGCUGGUGCUGCGGGCGAUAAAGCGUCGGUGUCACAGAGCAACGAGGUGGAGAAGCUGAAUCGGCAGUUGCGUGAGCAUCAGAAGGAGAUCGCGGCUCUGAAGGCGGCGCGUGGGUCGACAUCGUCGCAGAGUCUAACUGAGAACGGGUGCAACCAGACUGCUCCCUCGGGGAGCACACCUGUAGUUGGCUCGAAAUCCCGCCAGCCGAACCCGGGGGCAGGGCCAUCAAAUCGGUCGCUCGUCAUCCCAGUGAGAGGUGGCAUGCUGCAGUGGCAUGUCGAUGAUGACACCGGCCGUCCGUUCGCCACUGCUGUGUUUGACAUCAUGAUCAGAAAUGGUUUUCAAAAGGGCGGUGGAGGCCAGAAGACAGUGAUCAAGGCCUAUCAUAUCGCCUAUGCACUAUAUCUGGUGGAGUUUGCCAUCAUCAGGCAUAGGAGGAACGGUCAGCGGAUCCCAACAGACCCGGAUCUCAACGCUGACGACAUUGCCGACUACCACACCAAGGUGAAGGCCUGGAUCGUGAGCUACAUCCGAGCUACACCCACCCCAGAUCUGCCUGAGUGGUCCGAUGAGUACCAGGGGUGGGUGUUUGGGCCCACAAGAACUGUAGUGAUCUCAGGCAGCGGCCUCAGGGAGGUGACCCCUGUUGGAGCAGACCCAGAUGCGGCCGAGAAGAAGAGAGUUGAGCGAUUGUUGAGGUUUGCGAGAGUGAAGCAGGAGAGCAAGCUGCCUGGCCAGCAGCAGAAGAGCAAGGGGAAGGAGCCGGUGGAGUAUGAAGAGGAGGUGGAAGAGGCAUUGGAUAAUGAUGAUGAAUAUUAG